This is a messenger RNA of Ooceraea biroi (clonal raider ant), 2225 nucleotides long. RefSeq names its product BMP and activin membrane-bound inhibitor homolog. NCBI's taxonomy places the organism in Eukaryota, Metazoa, Arthropoda, Insecta, Hymenoptera, Formicidae. The record is from RefSeq and is a predicted model, not a curated record.
UCAGCCGCCGGACCGCGCGGUGUACGUACGCGGGUGUUCCGAUACUUCGCUCUCUCCGCGCUAAUUUGCCGUCUGCGCGCCUCUCUUCGCCGAUCGCGCUCGUUAUGCGCAAAACGAUAAUCGGUUGGACGAUCCCUCGAUCGUGACGCUGUAGGGAAAGGAUAAUGAUGCAAAUGCCCUAACCUUGUAAUUAGUUUCGGAAGAAAAAUUGAGAGAAAUACGUGCCUGAGUCUUGGAGGAGAGGGUCAGCCUAGGCUUGACGAGGAAGACGAGAACGAAGACAACAACGACAACGACGACGACGUUCUUGUGCCAAUUGGCGACGGAUUCGCUGCCGUCCUGAGACUCGCCGAUUCAACUUUUGGAUUCAUUUUCGACCAGGAUGCUACCGUGCGGCCUGUUGAUCCUCGUGGCGACGAGCUUUGUCGUCACUAACGGCACGCCAAUUAAUCUGGAUCCGGAAGAUUACGAGGUGCUUGCUGACAACGAGGCGAAAUCUGUCACUAAAGAUUCUCCGGACGCACGAGAAGUAAGAUGCUACUGCAAUCAACCUGAAUGCGUUCCUCAGGGAUAUAUGUGUCGUGGUAAGAAGUGCUUCACCGAGCUGCCGUCCCGUGCAAACACACCGCUUUCGCAAGCGGAGCACAGUACGCACAGCGGUUGCUUGGACGAGAGCUUCAAAAAUCGCCAGUGUCCCACGGGAUUUCUUUGCUGCAAUCAGGAUCUCUGCAACCACGUGGACAGUCCUGCGAUGAGAAAUAGGCUUAACAAGACUCUACAAGUGCUCAUCGGCGGUCAGCGAGCGUACUUGGCUCCUUUGCAACCAAACAAUCACGGGAGCCAGACGACGGACAGCUUGUUCACGACGACGACAACAACCGUCAUCGUGGCUAUCUGCGGAUUUAUCGUCAUGUUCCUGAUCGCCACUCUGGCUGUCAGAUGGUUGCGGCCUGUGCCAAUGCAGACCACGAACAAAUUCGUGCCCCAUCGGACGCCCGACAACGGACCGCCCUUGCUUGGACCACCGAAAGUGCCUCUCGUUUAAGAAAUUCCGCGAUCCAAAGACAGAGUCCCGCGACGAAGGUGUUCUAAGUAAAUAGUUUAAUUAAUCGAGCUGGCUGCGCUGGCUUUGGUACAUGACGCGAUCGGAGAGUCGUGCCAUAUAUACAUAUAUGUACAUGUUAUAUUUGCGUAACGCGGGGGAUGUCGAGCAUUCGCGUAUCAAUUCUGAGUAACGGGGCAUUGGAUAAGAUACAAUAUUUUUUCACGAUAACUAACAAUCUUAUUCCAAUUUGACUUUAUUUCUUCGUCUUUGUUCAUCUCUUACGGUUUAGAUUUAACGCGCGCGAGAUUGCGCGCGCUGUACGCAAACCUCUCCUCCAUAAAGAUCCCGCAGAGGCUACGAUUCGUGUACUAAAGUCCAGUCGUAAGACUUGUCUAGAAAGCUAGCGGGCCGCCGGAAAGGCUCCACUUGGCUGUGAAUUUAAUGAAGAAGCAACUACUGUAAAUUAUAUUUGUGACGAUAACGCGUUACUUGUUGCAUUUCCUUGGGACGUCGGCGCGUCGGUGCCUCCACGCGCCCUCGUGCGAUCGAAGAGUGAGAACGGGUUGACAUUUCCAAGACCCUUUACAACAACAUGACAUUACGACGGCGACGUAUAACGCAUACGGCGACGCAUCAUCCUGCGUCAUCGUUGUAGGAUUGUAAAUAUAUAUAACUAUGUAUUUUUUAUCGAUAUUUUCAACGAACCGUUGAUGAAUCCGCGACGCGACGACGCGUCGCGCGAAUCACGAUCGCGGUCUUGAACGUUGUAUCGAAUACUGUUCUCUAAGAGUAUAUUAUUGUAUUACGUAUUUUUACUUUGCGAGAACCGUGCUACUCCGUUAGAGUAGGAGAGAGAGCUCUAUAUCUCUUACGAAAAUAAUCUCCUCGUAAAGAUUACCGUAUUAAGAAAUAAAUCCAUGAUUCAUUGGAGCCGCCAGUGCGACUUCAAGGUACAGCCAGUAAAUCUGUGAAAAGCAUACUUUACUUACUUUAUAUAAUAUAAUUUUUAAGCGUAUUCCGUAUAAAUCCGUAUAAAUAUUGUAUUGUGAUAGUACGAUAUAACAAUAACGUUUAAAUAAAUACAUCUGAGUCUAUCUCCACGUAGACUGUUUUAUACAUGUAUUCACUUGUAAGGAGAGAGAGCGAAAGAGGAUCGAAGUAAAAUGUAAUUUCAAGCGUC